Metopolophium dirhodum (rose-grain aphid) is the source of this 1767-nucleotide messenger RNA. Its product is annotated as activating signal cointegrator 1 complex subunit 1. The record is from RefSeq and is a predicted model, not a curated record. Gene Ontology annotation, molecular function: RNA binding. Gene Ontology annotation, cellular component: nucleus. The transcript is spliced from 8 exons. Gene Ontology annotation, biological process: regulation of DNA-templated transcription; DNA alkylation repair. Lineage: Eukaryota; Metazoa; Arthropoda; Insecta; Hemiptera; Aphididae. Bases 61 to 1119 code for a protein of 352 amino acids.
UUUAAAUUUAAUAUUAACUAUCCAGAAUUUUUAUUUGUAAAUCAUAAACUCGUGCAAAAUAUGGAUGUGUUACGUCCGAAGAUAUUAAAUAUUGAUGGGCGACAAUAUCGUUUAAAUACUGCCGAUUGUUGUCCAAACGAGUGUGAUGAAACAGAAACUCGCAACACCGAAAUGUCUGAAAGCCUGCCGGCUUAUGUCGAAAGAGAUGAUAUUGAAGAAGAAUGUGAUGACUUGAAUAUUUACAUGGAAGGUGGUCGAUGUAUACUGAAAUUAGAAGUGCCAAAUACAUUUUAUGGUUUGAUCAUUGGUAGAAAUCGAGAGAACCUCAAAAAUCUUGAAUAUCAAACAAAAACUAGAAUUAAAAUUCCUAGCAUGAAAGAAAAGAAUAUAAUAACUAUAAAAGGAGAACAAAGGGCUCACAUUGUUGCUGCUAAAUCAAAAAUUGAUGCAAUUAUAAAGAGAGGACGAGUCAAACAGAGUAUGACUCAUUUUGUGUCCUUGCCGAUGGUCAACCCUAUAGUGAUUGAUAACUAUUUGGCUUUCAAGAAAAUGGUUCUUGAUGAAUGUGGCCAGUGCCGUGGUGUCACUGAGCUUUUAUUUCAAGAUCAAUUAAGACUUCAUUUAACAAUUACCUGUUUUGUUCUAUGCGAUGCAGCAGAAAUAAAAAGAGCUAUCAACUUAAUGGAUCAGUGUGAAAAUACUAUAAUUAAACCUAUGAAUUUGAAAUCCUUAGACAUAUUAGUUUCUGGAUUAGAUUGUAUGAAUGAUGACCCAUCAGAAGUGAAUGUCUUAUAUGCCAAAGUUAAAAGUCCUGAGAUUCAAAUGUUGGCCGAUAAAAUACAAACAUUUUUCCAAGACUGUGAUUUGGCAUUACCACCCAGGAGUAAUCAUGUAAAGCUACAUGUGACUUUGAUGAAUUCUGGAUUCUACGAAUAUCAGGCUAGUGUUAAUGGAGAUUCUGGCAAUCCAUCUCAUCUUACGUUUGAUGCUAGAAAAAUAAUUGAAAAAUUUAAUGAUUAUACAUUUGGAACCGUACAGCUAACAGACAUUCAUCUAUCACAACGCCAUACAACUGAUUCAAAUGGGUACUACAAAUCAUCAUCUGUACUAAAACUUUAACCAUGAACAAUCAACUGUGGCAUUAGAUAAAUACUCUUAAUUAUUAUAUACCUAUAGAAUAAAAUGUUCAAAAACAAUUUUUGAACUUAAAAUGUACAGACUAAACAAAUAUUUUGUCAUUUGUAUAUUAAAAUCAUAAAUAUUAUAAAGAUGAUUAGCUGUUAGGUAUAUACUUAAAAUAGAUAUAAAAAAAUAUAUUUUUAUAAAAAAAAUUUGGCAUUAAUUAUUACCUAUUGGUAUUUAAAUGUAGGUCUUAGUAAUAUAGAUAGCCAGGUAAGUAAGUUCAUGAUACGACAUACUAAUUUGAAGCAAAAAUUACACUAUAUAAUAUAAAAUGCAAAAAUGUUGUCUGUUAGUUACCUAGGGGUGAGGGUAACUAUUAUGAAAUUGAUUUAUAUAUAGUAAAUAAAUUAUUAACAUAUAGUACCUAUUAAAUAGUAAAUACAAUUGUGACUUGUAAAUGGUAGCUUUAAUCAAUUAAAGAUAUAAGUGUACCAUUACACACAAUUAAUUAUUAUACAUUAUACAUUAUUUAUCAUGAUUUAUAGUACAUAGGUAAUAAUUAUAUAUGUUGAAUCUAAAGAGCUUAAACAAAAUACUAUUGAAUGAAUAUUGAAUACAAAUUGUUGACUAGAUAAUAAUAUACAC